AUUCUGUUAAAACCCGUGAGAAAUUUUGUGUCGAUUUUGAGCACGAGAUCAAUCCGUAUUUUCUUCGUGAUGUUACAAGACAUGUAUAGGGAACAAAGUUAGAAGAAUCUGAAUGUUAACUGUAACUGAGGUGCAAAGGGUUAAUUAACAGUGUUGUCUUGUUACUGUUUACCAGAAUCAUUUGUGGCUGGGACUUUCGCAGUUGUUUAUCAACACAAAUUAGAAGUCAAGAUUAUGUACAGCUUGAGGGUUUUUGCACGAGCAAGCAUCCUGCAAACCAAGCUCCUCGGGCAAUCCAAGAAAUAUUUUUUCUUACAAGCCAGGUGUUUCACAGGAAACUUCUUACCAUGGUAUAGCGCAAUUCAGCAUAAAGGGGUCAUAAGGAAGAAUGUAACACUACGUGUACCCCUGACGAUCCCCUGUGCUUUCAGCUCUGUUACUGUGAAGAGCCUGGCUAAGAACAUUGCAGCCGUCAGGAAUGCUGAGGAAUAUCUUUAUCUGUAUGAGAACUUCAAGGAUUCACCUGCAAUGACACGAGUGAUUCGCAUUACAAUUUUGCAUUCCUUAGCCAGGUUUGCUACAGAAGGCCCAAAAAAGAACUUUUUUUCUGCAAAGAAGGCAUUGAAAAAACAGAACGAUAUUUUUGCAAUUUUGCUUCAAAGCAUAGCAGGUGAGCUUGAAAAGUGCAAGGCACGUGAGCUUGCCAGUAUCAUGUGGUCUUUGGGAAAGUUAAGAGAGCAUGUUACAUUGAUUGUUUCUGAAUGUGAGAAAGAAAUCUUUCGCCGAGAUGUGACUUCUUUCAAGGCACCAUCGGUCUGCAGGCUUCUGAAUGGUUUUGCAUGCCUUGAUUUGAAAAGAUCACAUUUUUUUAGUUUGAUUGAGCAAAGUAUUCUAGAAGGGAAACUCAAGAUGAGUGAUUUUGAAAAUCGUGGCUUGGCUGGAGCUUUGUGGUCUUUCAGCAAAACUGGAAAUGGAAGCAGGGAGCUGUUUGGAAAAUUCCAAGAAGAAAUUUUAUCGAGAAAUGCAAAAAAAUUCAGCAGUGCACAGCUGGUGCAGUUGUUGUGGUCGUUCACACAGAAAGGAAUACAGUGUGACAAGCUGUUUGAAAUCACAACACAAGAGAUCCUUGAGCGACCAAUGGCAGAUCUAAGUGACUACAGUAUCAAUAUGUUACUUUUGGUGUUUGCAAAAGCCAACCCAGACCCACAUAAGCAACAAGAAAACUUUGAGUUUUUCAACAGCCUAGGUGCUGAAGUAACACAGCGAGGUGUUCAUGGUUUUGACACCAAGGAACUCUCCAUGUUAGUCUGGUCUUUUGCAAAAAGGUGCCCAGACAUUAAAUCAGUUUUUGCUAUUGUGGAGAAAGAACUCCAUAUUCAAGGCAUCUCAAAGUUAAGGAAUGAAGAAUUGUCACUAAUUUUGUGGUCCUUUGCCAAAUCAGGGAAUUUUAGUGCCGCGCUCUUCAAUACAUGCCAAGAAGAAAUUCUUUCCAGGGAUAUGAGUUUGUUCAAAGCUCACCAGUUGAGUCAGCUAAUCUGGGCAUUUGGAAUGGCAACAGCUCCAUCCAUGGGAUUCUUUACCAUUGCAGAGAAGGAAGUUCUGAGCAAUGUGAGUCAUUUCUCCGACAAAGAACUUUGUAUGAUAUUACAUGGAUUCAGUCGUGCAUCGGCUGGUACGCACAAACUAUUUACUAUGCUUGAAAGGGAAGUUUUGGAGAGGAACAUACCCGACAAUAACCCUGGAAUUAUUCCGGAGUUGGCUUCAGUGUUCUCUAAGUGCAACUAUGAGGCAACAUCAAUGUUUGAUGUAAUGGAGAGAGUGCUCAAAGCUACUGAUCAGUCUGUUUUUAGUGAGCAAGAAUUGCAGGAAAUAAAAGUGGCAUUCUUCAAAGUUGGGAGAGAACAUUGCCCUUUACAGAAUAUAAAGAAGAUGCAGGCUGAAGCAGUGCAUCACAAUUAACACUGAAAACAACAGUCUUAGCUUAGAUUAAGUAUUGACAUUUCAGUGAGGAUUUAGAAGAACUUCGAAAAUACUGUGAAAUUUGAAAUUUUCAGCAUAUUGUGAGCAUGGGACAUGUAUACAGAAAAUCUGAGUCCCCGAUGGGGCCAGAGUUCAACCCAUAACCUCCCAGAUUCUGGUUUUCUUUGCCCCAUGCUUGCAUCAUGCUGAAAAUGUUAUUCAUCACAUUGAUUCACCUGGCUGAAAACUAUCUAUGUAACUUUCAUUCUUUGAAAGUGUUUUUGCUGAAAUUUCAUCUUACUUGUUCUAUCCUACAGGUAAACUGUCAACUCGGAGAAGAAGAAAAAUACAGGGUUCCCUGGGACUUUUCUGUUUCUUUCAUACAUCGAGAAAGAUCCCACUCACAGAGUAGCCAGGGCAUGGCGGAGUAGUCAGUUGUCAUGGCAUAACCUACAUUGUACAACUCUCUUCACAUUCAUGUGAGAAUCAGGGACAGACAGUGCACCAUUUCCAAAAUUAAUAUUAACAAUUUUAAUAUAGCUACACUGCUUUUCAGAGGUUAUUCCUGAACUUUUUAUUUCAUCUGUUUCAAGUUAGAGUACAAUUAAAUUAUUGCGCAUUCUACAUGUAACUUUUCCUGAGCUCAUUAUGCAUAAUUACUUGUAAUUUAUUGAACUGAACAACAUUGCUAGGUUGCGAACACCUUAUGAGUACAUGUACACGUAUAAUUAUGCAAGUAUGAAGAUCCAGCCUAAACUGCUGUUAACUGUUAUGUGUGGCAAGGGACUGUUUUUUUUAUUCAAGAAGCUAAAAUACCGAUAUUAUUACUUGCAACCUCACUACAUGUAAGAUAGAAAAGGCUAAGUCUGUAUACGAGCCAAGUGGCGCAUCAGGCUGGACCUUAUCCUGGUUUAUGUAGCAUGAAUUCUACUCCCCUCCCCAGGAUGGGAUGCUAGAUCAUCUCAGGGUUGCCCCCAGCAUUGCAUUUGUUUGUAGCUAAUUAUGAAUUUGGCUUUUUUUUGGAAGUUGUACCGGAUUUGAGGUGAUACUUUUUUUAAACAAAUCUUUAUUAUGCAUUGUUACACACACUGGUUACAAUGCUUCUACAGCUACUUUACUUACAAGACUAAUACAUAUACUUACAUUAUUUAUAAUACUUCGUAUUCAAUAUGAUUCAUUCCGUCACUUACAAUACAAAGGCUACUUACAUUACUUACAAUGCAGUACAUACACUACUUACAAUGCAAUACCAUCACUUAAUCUACUAACAAUACAAAUGCUUCCACUACUUACAGUACAGUACAAUAACCCAUGUUGCUUACAAUACUAAUUAACACUACUUACCCUGUAAUACUAUUAGUAACGUCACUUGCAAUAUAAUUAGAUUACAUUAUGUGUAUCUUUGAUUUCCAACUUUAAAUGCUAGAUCUAUAACUCAAUGUUAUCUGGCUAAAAG
This is a messenger RNA of Orbicella faveolata, 3415 nucleotides long. RefSeq lists its product as uncharacterized. NCBI's taxonomy places the organism in Eukaryota, Metazoa, Cnidaria, Anthozoa, Scleractinia, Merulinidae. Gene Ontology annotation, biological process: regulation of mitochondrial mRNA stability; mitochondrial RNA processing. Gene Ontology annotation, molecular function: RNA binding. Gene Ontology annotation, cellular component: mitochondrial matrix; ribonucleoprotein granule. The record is from RefSeq and is a predicted model, not a curated record.